Messenger RNA from Biomphalaria glabrata, 5322 nucleotides. RefSeq lists its product as uncharacterized. Gene Ontology annotation, cellular component: ubiquitin ligase complex; cytoplasm. Bases 104 to 3085 code for a protein of 993 amino acids. The record is from RefSeq and is a predicted model, not a curated record. The transcript is spliced from 3 exons. Gene Ontology annotation, molecular function: zinc ion binding; ubiquitin conjugating enzyme binding; ubiquitin protein ligase activity. Gene Ontology annotation, biological process: positive regulation of proteasomal ubiquitin-dependent protein catabolic process; ubiquitin-dependent protein catabolic process; protein polyubiquitination. NCBI's taxonomy places the organism in Eukaryota, Metazoa, Mollusca, Gastropoda, Planorbidae.
GUGUCUAGCAGACAUUAGCCCAUUCAAUAGUUUGGGUUACUGAGGGGAACGAUUUAUAGGACUACAACAAGUAGAUUCAGUAGACUUGGAAUACGUGCUCAGAAUGGUGUAUAAAGUUAGUAAAGGUGGAGUCAGGUCAGGUAACACUCUGCGUGGACUUCGGUCACUUCAGUCCAAAAGAUAUGCCCGCCAGGCUUGUAUUGUUGGUCGCUCCAGUCUGGCUACACAAGAUAUAGAGCUGCUUGUCAGCAACACCACAGACGACAGUUACAUUUCCGAGGCUCUGACGUCAACGGAUGUCAUUCUGUCUUUGAACAAAAAACAAAGAUGGCGUCUUCCAGCGACGGUUAGUCACAUGAUCAAAGCCGGUUACUUCGACAAGGACAACGCCAUGGUGUCCAUCUUGGAGCGACACAAAUUAAAGAGGAGGGCAAACUGCGUCAGCUUCGUCUGCAAUCGUGGACUUUACGGACAUGUCAUUCCCACCCAGAAGAGAUACUUCAGUUUCAACAUGGACAAAUUAGCAGACGAGAAGUCAAGCCGAAUGAUAAAACGCGCCAAAGCUGAAAUUUUAAAAAAGAUUGCCAAAUUGCCCAAAUCAAAAGAGCCUAGCUCGCAAUGUGAAAAUGUGGAUGCAUUCACUAUAUCUAAUCCCCAUGCUAAGGAACACGGCCCACUGUCCAGCUCCAAGCCAGAGUACAGGCUGGAAGUCUUUUACCCUUGUCCACGUAGCUGCUCAUUGUCCUUCAACCCAAAGUACACAGACGUCAAGCUGGAGAUGAACGAAGCUGGGAAGCUGGAGAUGAGAUCUAAUGUCAGAACAUCAAAGAAGACACAAAGGCAUAGGCAAAAGCUAACCCACAAAGAGAUUGACAUAUUUGAUGAAGAAGUGAUCCAAAAUGAUGUUGAAAACAUGUGGGAAGAAGACAUCAUUCAUGACAGUAAAAUUGGUGACAGUAUUACAUCGUUCACCUCUAGAGACAAAGUCAGUGAUUCGGAUGACGACAGCAACUUCGAUCAAGGGCUAAAAGUGAAUGAUAAUAUAUUAGCUUGCUUGAUUGCCCAGGCAGAAAAAGCGAAAAAAAUAUGGGGCGUUAUUCCGGCUAAAAGAUCCAGAAAGUCGUCGAAAGCAAUGCCAGAAUGCGUUAAAAAAGAAAGACCUCACAUUAUCUAUACACAAGAAAUAAACGAAAACCGGAAAUUGAACAGAAUUAGAAAAUCCCAGGCUGACUAUCAAGCAAUAGAAGCUGCUUUACAUUAUGGAAAAGUCAUUUUGUGUGACUCUGAAAUUUCUCCAGAAAAACUGAAAGAAAGAUUUGGUCAGAACUUUUCUGAAGCUGAUUGCGAGCCAAGACGUUUCACUAUCAACAUCACAGACGACAUUGUCAACACUCUGAGCACGUCACGAAGCGUCAAGUUGGGCUCAGGUCUGACGUCAUUCUUGGUUCUCAUCCAGGAUGGAUUUUACGAUGUGGGACAAAGCAGCUACAAAGCUCAAUUCAACUCUUUGAUUUGUUCAGAUACCAAGCGAAUCACAGACUCACUUCCGUUUCAGAAGAUGACCCUGGAAGAAAUCACUAGUUCAAUCAUCUCCACUUUGUUGGACAUGAAGCAAGAAGGAUUAGUGAAGUUAGGAAAUGUCUUACAAAGUCAUGAGACUGUACCCAGAAAUUAUUUGACAGACAAAUUGAACAUGAACUUUGAAGCUUUCUUCACUUCAGAACAAAUCAGUAAAAUUGUAAUUGAAGAGAAAGUGGAUAGUUCAGAAGAACUGUACAAACUUUCAGAAGAUUGGGAGAAGGUUUUGUUUUGUGAAAUAUGUUAUGCUGACGUCACAUCCUCUCAUUACGAGUCAUCACCUGGCACGAAGUUAAAUAAAUGUGGUCACGUGUUCUGUGACAGCUGCUGGAGAACUCAUUUCAACACAAAGAUGAAAACUGGAGCUUUCAAAUUGACUUGCCCUGGAUAUGACUGCAAUGUCCCUGUAGGCCCCGCUACUCUCUUGUCUUUAGUUCAUGUGAAUGAUUUAAACCUCUACCUUCAGCGUCAGUGUGAGGCUGAGAUUGAAACAUCCCUGGACACUAAGUGGUGUCCUAACCCUUCAUGUGGCCGAGCUAUACGUGUCACACCUGGAAACAAACCCAGACAGUCUGUGUUUGAUUUAGUCUGUGUCUGUGGCCAAUCACUAUGUUUUGCUUGCUUAGGUAAACCGCACUGGCCUGCCAAGUGUGAACAGGCCGAAGAAUACGCACGGGCUCUUCCCUCUCUAAAGACUCCCCAAGAUGUAGACUCUACAGACCUGCAGUCUCCACCAGUGGAAUACCCUGUGUUAGAAAUCUGGGGAAAAAUUUGUCCGGCUUGUAAAGCUUUCGUGGAAAAAAUGGGCGGAUGUGACUUUGUGGUCUGCAGAUGUGGACACCAAUUUUGCUGGUCAUGCAUGAAAGCCACUGUCCAAACACAUAACAAUGGAACGUGUUUUCCCACCGAGCAGACAAUUAAAGCUUUUACUCGUUGUCUUAGAAUUAAACACAUUGAAAUAGAAGCCCCAAAAUAUGUCAGCCUCGUAGCUGAACCCACCCCGAGGAAACAAAAAAGGUCAAAGGUCAGUAUGUACCAAAAAGCUCAACAAGAAAAGUUGGAGUCUGCCAAAACAUUACGUAGUCUUGAGGUCAAAGGUCUAGUGAAACGAAUGCAGUUUGCCACAUUGGACGAUGACUAUUUCAAAGAUGAGAUUUUAUCAGCCUGUAAGAUUGACCGAUUAAGUGUCAAAGAAGCAGAGCCAACGUCAUUGUUUCCUCACGUGACCAGAUUCCUGAACUCUUGUGUCCAGAUGAAACAGUCGUUACAUCACGUGGCCGAGUAUACUUUUGUUCUACUUCAAUCUGUCCCACAAAGUCUGGAGAGACAGAGGGCGCUGAAACUGGCCAAUGACCUCAGCGGAUACUGCAGUUUUAUUUCCUCAGUGUUUGAAGCCGGAACUAGUCAGGACCCAAGAGUGGCAUUUAGGAGACUAGUGGACAUAAGAACCUGGUCAGGUAGAGCUCUGGACGCUCUGUUGGUCACAGUGGACGCAUUCCGUUCAUAAACAUUUAAAAAAUGAAACCUUGUUACUCUGAAAUGCUUUAUUGAUUGUUUUUGUAUUUCAAAGCAUAAAAACAGGAAGAUUAACAAAACCAACAAGUCUUCUGACAAUACUAAGAUAAUUAAGUCUUACACACUCUAGGUGUUAAUCUAGUCGUAAAUGUAAAUCAGUGACUUCAUCUCUACUAAGUCGUCGGUUUUUCCUGUUCAUUAGGCAACCCAUUCCAGUCUCUAAUGACAUUAGGGAAGAAGGAGCACUUAAACAAGUGUAUGGUUUAGUGGUUUAUGUAGCUAUAGCUAUUUUACUAUUUAUUCUUCUGCCCUGAAGCGUCUCUAAGGUUAGUGAUUUUACUAAAGGUGUUACUCUAAUCAACUUGGAAUAUUCGUUAGUUAUAGGUCCCCCUGCUCUAUUUUGUGUCUGUUCUAGUUUCUUAAUGUUUUCUUGAGUUGAGGGGUCCCAAACAGAGGAUGCAUAUUCUACUAUUGGCCAAACCAAGGUUAAAUAACAUUUUUUAUGUUCCUAUUUGAUUUGUAAACAUUUCUUUGAAUAGAUCCUAAUGUUUUGUUUGAUUUUAUAAAAAUAAUUUCAUAAUUUAUUGGGUCUCUGUUUUAUCUUUUCAUGUAUUUUUACAUCUAGAUAUUUUGAGUUUCUAUUCUGUAUAAUUGAUUCCCCAUGAAUAAAAUAAGUAGUUUUGUUUAAGCUUUUUUAUUUGUUAAUUUUAUUAAUUGGCAGGCUCCAAUUUGGUUAUCAUUUCUGUAAUUCAUCUCAUUCUUUUUGUAAAAUGUCUGUGUCUUGUGUUGUUUUCUUGUUCUAUACUAUAUGCAAUCGUCUACAAAUACUUUGCUUACUUUGUUUAUGUAUUCGAUGUGCAGCUGUCUGCUUACUUUGUUUAUGUAUUCGAUGUGCAGCUGUCUGCUUACUUUGUUUAUGUAUUCGAUGUGCAGCUGUCUGCUUACUUUGUUUAUGUAUUCGAUGUGCAGCUGUCUGCUUACUUUGUUUAUGUAUUCGAUGUGCAGCUGUCUGCUUACUUUGUUUAUGUAUUCGAUGUGCAGCUGUCUGCUUACUUUGUUUAUGUAUUCGAUGUGCAGCUGUCUGCUUACUUUGUUUAUGUAUUCGAUGUGCAGCUGUCUGCUUACUUUUUGGAUCUAGUGUUUCAUUUGUCCCUACUCUCUCUAUGGACUCUUUCUGCCUUAGUUUACAUUUUUAAAAUAGGCUUUCUUUCUGCUGACCAAGUGGGUUUUUUGAAAUAGGCUUUCUUUCUGCUGACCAAGUGGGUUUUUUAAAAUUUGUUAUUAAACCAGCAUUUAUUUAUUUUAUUUGACGAGUUUAAUUUAAUAUUCUAUUAUAUUUUAAAGAUUACUUUUAAACUUUUAAUACAGUUCAGAGGUCAUCCACUGUUUUUUUUUAAGGAUACCUCAGUAUUUUGGCUUUGACAUCAUUUGUCUAGCUUUUUACAUUCAAGGAGUCCUUGGGCUCUUGCUUCUUUAUUGUUUUUUUUUUAAAUACAUUUUUAAAGUACUUAGGCUUAGGGUAUAUACGGUGAAAAUAUUAACAAUUGGUAAUCAAAUAAUGAAAUUUGUACAUUAAAUGAGAUAUAAAAAUUUUAACAUUAGUCAAUUUUAUUUGCUUAGCGUUUUUUCCGUUGUACAUGUUCGUUCCUUUUUGAUAAAUUAAGCCAGUAUUUUUAGCGGCCCCCGUAAGGGGAAAAAGCCGCUAUUAGGUUUGUGCAAAAUGUCCGUCUGUCCGUCUGUCCGUCUGUCACACUCAGAUCUCGAAAACUAGAAGAGAUAUGAAAAAUAUUAUUUCAUCAUUAAAUCCGGCUUGAAAAGUUUAGGUGCAACGGCUACUUUUGGUUUUCUAAAAGCAAACCGUUUAAUUUAUAAAAUUAAUUAUGCAAGCGAUUUUUUCAUAAAAAUACACCAAUUCUAAAACAAUUACGUAAAUGUAAGGGAGGCAAUGUUACAAUAUGCUAACAAAGAUGGACAAUUUUUGUGUAUUUUUAGUAUCACUAAGUCAAAUAUAUUUUAAAAAUGUACAGGAAAUGUUUACAACAAAUAUAAAUAAUAGUUAAAGACGUUUUUUCUGGUCAACUAGCUGCUAAAAUUAAAAGAAAACAUUUCUGUUUGUUUAUAAAGGCUAAUAAUGCACUUUGUAUGUAAAUAUCACGCACAUUUUUUUAAAUGGACUUUUUAUGCACCGAUUUUCGUGCAGUAGCGUAACGUCGCAACAUGAUCAGGUGC